This is a messenger RNA of Peromyscus maniculatus bairdii (prairie deer mouse), 1927 nucleotides long. RefSeq names its product NECAP endocytosis associated 2 (gene Necap2). The record is from RefSeq and is a predicted model, not a curated record. Gene Ontology annotation, biological process: endocytosis. Gene Ontology annotation, cellular component: membrane; clathrin vesicle coat. NCBI's taxonomy places the organism in Eukaryota, Metazoa, Chordata, Mammalia, Rodentia, Cricetidae.
ACGUCACUUCCGGUCCCAAGGGGGUGGGGAAGGAGCCGGAAGUCGGGUGCGCUCUGGCGGUCGGAGAUGGAGGAGAGCGAAUACGAGUCGGUUCUCUGUGUCAAGCCAGAGGUCCAUGUCUACCGCAUCCCGCCGCGGGCGACCAACCGUGGCUACAGGGCCUCAGAAUGGCAGCUGGACCAGCCAUCGUGGAGUGGCCGGCUGCGGAUUACUGCAAAAGGGAAGGUGGCCUACAUCAAGCUGGAGGACAGGACCUCAGGGGAGCUCUUCGCACAGGCCCCAGUGGACCAGUUUCCCGGCACAGCUGUGGAGAGCGUGACUGACUCCAGCAGGUACUUCGUUGUCCGCAUUGAAGAUGGAAACGGGCGACAUGCUUUUAUUGGGAUUGGCUUUGGGGACCGAGGGGACGCCUUUGACUUCAACGUGGCAUUACAAGACCAUUUCAAGUGGGUGAAACAGCAGUGUGAGUUUGCAAAACAAGCCCAGAACCCAGACGAAGGCCCCCGAUUGGACCUGGGCUUCAAGGAGGGACAGACCAUCAAGAUCAACAUCGCAAACAUGAGAAAGAAGGAAGGAGCAGCUGGGACGUCAAGAACCAGGCCUGCCAGCACAGGAGGGCUGAGCCUGCUUCCCCCGCCUCCAGGGGGCAAGACCUCCACCCUCGUCCCUCCCUCUGGGGAGCAGUUGUCUGUCGGGGGAUCUCCAGUCCAGCCAGCAGUUGUUCCUGCUUCAGAACCCUGGCCACAGUCUAAGCCUGCUGCCGCUGCCACUGCUGAUGUCUGGGGCGACUUCACCAAAUCCACAGGGCCACCGUCCAGCCAGUCUCAGCCUGGCACCGGCUGGGUCCAGUUUUGAUGCACAACUUUUUCUUCAUGACUUCCGGGAAGGAGCUGCCUCAUCCAGGCCCACAGAAGGAGGCAAAGCGCUCUCUGGCUGGCCCCUGGAACAUCACUGUCCUCUCCUUGCCCAGCUCUCUAACAGCCUGAGCACAAGAAGCAGUAAAUGGGCUCCGUGCCACACUUGCUGGGGUUCAGGGGCUGCACAGCCAGAAGACAAACACUCCAGGCCCCCCCAUCCUUCCUCCUCAUGGGAGGGACCCAGACCUGCCCUCUUCCAUCAAGUGAUCCUUAUUAAACACAGCCCCUAAAGCACAGAAUGGGUUGAGUUUGUGGCCUGGGUUCAGCUCUGCCCUUCAAGUUGGCAGGUGUCCCAGAUUCAUUGUUGGGCUGGGGUCUCUGCACUCUGUCCAUAGUAGCCGUUGUCGGGUGCCUUCCAGAGACCAUCCUGAUUGCUAGCAAGUCUUUGAGCUGUGGCUUGAGUGGUCUGUCAGGGGACACUGGAAGGACUAAGCAGCUUUUUGAAAAUGUUAAUACAUUGCUCUGCUAAUAUGCUGACCAGCACUAACGUGCCCUUGCAAGGGACCCGCCAUGGCGAGGGCCUUUCACACCCUUCUCCCUGCCCUGAGCCUCAGAGGCAGCAGGGAGAGUCAGCCUGCACUUACCCUGUCUUCAGCCAGGCCCCCCUCAGGUGGGGCAGGCUCUGGAAUCCUGCUGGGUAAUGUGGGGAAGUUGCAGCAUCACAGGUGGGGCCAGCCGGCCUGUCUUCUGGUUCUGCUCCGGGCUCACAGGUUCAUGGUACAGCUGGUCCUUCCCUGGUGGCUUUUGGAGGGAAUAUCUGUAGAUAGCCUCUUUUUCCCCUUCAGAGACUGUGACAGAAGGAGGUCUGUUAGCUGAAAGUCCAGGCCAUCAGGAGUAGUGAUUUAUAAGAAAUCAUUGUCUCCUCAUUGCAUCUCGAAAGUUUCUUUAUAGACUCAACCUUCAGUUGAAAGGUUUCUCUUUUGAAAGGUCAAGAGUGUGAACUGAAAGAGGUUUUGACCUUGUGGGACCAGAGUUUUAAAGAUGGAAAAAUAAAUGUUUUUACUUGUGUA